Lineus longissimus is the source of this 2240-nucleotide messenger RNA. Its product is annotated as frizzled-4-like. The transcript is spliced from 6 exons. The record is from RefSeq and is a predicted model, not a curated record. Gene Ontology annotation, biological process: canonical Wnt signaling pathway; non-canonical Wnt signaling pathway. Bases 436 to 1548 code for a protein of 370 amino acids. Gene Ontology annotation, cellular component: plasma membrane. Gene Ontology annotation, molecular function: Wnt-protein binding; Wnt receptor activity. NCBI's taxonomy places the organism in Eukaryota, Metazoa, Nemertea, Pilidiophora, Heteronemertea, Lineidae.
GUGUGUACUAUCAUGAUUUUGGUGGGCAGUUUUCAAGACAAUCACUCGUGGUCAACAAUCCUUGGAUUACGCGCAAUUUUGUCCAAUUGAAGAUUUUCGUCGAUUUGCAUUUGGGGUAUCCGAACGCCUACUGGAAAUUUUCAAGUGGAUUCUUCGGGAAGUUUUUCAAGAAAAUUUCAAACAUUGAAAUAGUACGAGUUGAAGAUAUAGGUUGCGAAGUGUCCGACUUUGGUGAAAAACCGUUGAUUAAAAGAUUGUGAUGUGUCUCGCUGUUAAUUUUCAUGUAACAUUGGCAACAUGGCCUAGACACCAAGUGUUCCUGGUGUCAUUGAGUAACCUCUCAAAACGACAAUAGAAAAUAUUUGAGUAUUGGAUGUCACAACCUUUCAAAAUUACAAACAUUAGAGAUUUUGAAACAAGAAAAGGCUUUAAAAGAUGUCUCUCUUUCGGAUAACUUUUACCUUUGUGCUUCUGUUCAUCUUAAUGACCUGCACUUCAGCCGGAUCUCUCAGGAGAGAUCGGCGCUACAGGAGAAAACUCUGCCGAAAACUAUCAGUUCCAAUGUGCUCUGACGGUAAAGUGAACUACGACUUCACCGCAGCCAGUACACCCAAUGACUUCGUGGCGAAUCUCUACUGGCCCAUGAUUAACAUAGGAUGUUCUGAGUACAUUAGGUUGUUCCUGUGCUCAUUCGCGUACCCCUCAUGUCUCCCCCAAGACGGCACAACCCUGCCCCCUUGUCGCUCUCUUUGCGUUCAAGUCAUGCAGAAGUGUCAACCACUGAUGGCCCGGGAGUUCACCAUGUCCUGGCCGGAGGACCUGCGCUGCUGGCAGUUUCCUAACGACAACUGUAUGGAUGCCAAUGGUCCAGUGUUGUCUCCUCCUCCUGGUAGAUGUUCGAAAAACAUCGGCAUAGAGGAGAGUGCAGGUGCCAGAUUCACUAACCAGUUUGAAUCAAGUCGGGUGGAUGUGGUUUUAGACUCGGCCAACGCUAUCAUUGAAGAAAGUUCUCCAAAAUGGGCUAACAAGUCCUUGGACAAAAAGUCAAGUUCUCCACAAUGGGCCGACAUGUCACUCGACUUCCGUACCACCUCUGCCACAACACAGGUGAUCUUCGUCGCUUCUCGUUAUUCCACGCGUAAAGGCAGGUCCUACGAGAACUCGGUUGUGGCUUUCCUGGAUAAUGGCUUCUUGGGCUGUAAUGUCCGAUGCGGGAUAGUGCGCAGUGACGUCAUGGAUAAUGUCAGGGUGCCGCUGAAUGAUGGAAAAUGGCACAAGAUAAGUUUUGACACUCGCCAGGGGACGCUAGUGGUGGACAACUCUAUCCCAGCAGUCCAGUGUUACGGUGGUGCUUCGGACUGUCGGGACUUUGGAGAGGUGACCAUCGGAAACUGGAUGAGAGGGGUCUCGCCUGUGCACAGGAGAAAGACCGGAGAUCUCUCAGAAGCGCGGUUUGACGGAUGUAUAAGGAAUCUUCGCUUAUCUCGCUUGAACCAGAUACUACCAAUUGUCACGCGAUACAACCUCGUCUCCAACUGCUGCAGCUAAGGACAGUUCACCGACAUCGGUUCGAAAUCAAUAAUUUUGUCGGUUUACGAUUCCAUCCAAACACCCUCCAACGAACUGCUUCUGCUGAGGUCUGCAAUCGUGGCGCGUCUCUAAUAAACCUGUAUCAGGCGGUCAGCGAUGAAGCCUAUUAAUAGGCUGAGGACGUUCUUGGGCAUUUGAGGGUGAGGUUUGUAGAAUACAGGCGGAGGCUUUUAGGGAACAAUGUCAGGGGAACCCUUUCGCAGGGCCCUUCAACACGAGUUGGAAACGCUAACUGGAUUUAUAUUGUAUUCACUCCGUAGUAUUUUAAUGGUCGGUGAUUUGAUACCGUGCUGAUGUUGAAUUAGAGCCAAACUUCGAUCAAGGACGUAUUAUUUUGGGCACUUUCUUGACCUUCUUGUCAGAUAUGAGACCGGGAACACUGCCUAGAUUGAUUAGUCACAGAUCUGUCUUAAUAUCGAUAGUUCUUGACCGAUCAGAAUCAUCUGUUUGAGAAUAAUAGGCCAUAUCUCACUGAUGACAAUGUUGAUAGAGUACAGAAUAUUUUGAAUGCGCACAAACUGUAUCGUCGAGCUUUUCUAUUAGUAAGUUUCUUUAUGUUGUUAGACAAACUAUUUUUGUAUAUAACAGAAUAUAUAAAAACAUAUUUUGUACAUUUGAAGAAUAAAUAGAGUAAUGCAUGGUAGGGAGAC